GUCACCAGGCACUUAAUCACCUGAUCUAGCAAACUGUUAUUAUAAUAGAACAUGCACUGAAAAUGAUCAUUCUAAUUUGAAUACAACGAGUGCUGUUGACAGUCGAGCCUCCGUAUUAAGAUCGGGAUAAUGGCGCCUCCCGGGAAAUGUGUUGUGUUCACUUCCGUGUUGUUCUCGUUGAUCUCCACGAUUCUCGGCGACUUUCCAUUCAGAAACACCUCGCUACCGUGGAGUGAACGAGUCGACGACUUGGUCGGUAGGCUUACGUUAGAAGAAAUCGUACUGCAAAUGUCUAGGGGAGGCACUGGGAGUAACGGGCCCGCCCCGCCCAUCGAUCGCCUCGGUAUUGGUCCCUAUUCGUGGAAUACAGAAUGCUUGCACGGCGACGUCGCUGCAGGACCAGCUACUUCAUUCCCACAGGCAUUCGGACUGGCAGCGACAUUUGAUGCCGUGCUUAUUGAGCAAAUAGCCAAUGCCACGGCCUAUGAAGUACGAGCCAAGUACAAUAAUUAUGCCAAGCACAAGGAAUAUGGCGAUCACAAAGGUUUGAGUUGUUUCAGUCCAGUUAUUAACAUCGCUAGGCAUCCAUUAUGGGGAAGAAUCCAGGAAACAUACGGAGAAGAUCCAUAUUUGUCUGGUACACUUGCUGCAAGUUACGUCAACGGUCUCCAAGGCAACCACCCGCGUUACGUCACUGCCAACGCGGGUUGUAAACAUUUCGACGCGUACGCAGGUCCCGAGGAUAUUCCGUCAUCGAGAAGCACGUUUGAUGCAAAGGUAUCUGACAGAGAUUUGAGAAUGACGUUCCUACCAGCGUUUCAUGAGUGUAUACAAGCAGGGACACACAGUUUGAUGUGCAGCUACAACAGUAUAAAUGGAGUUCCGGCCUGUGCAAAUAAGAAACUUCUCACUGAUAUUCUCCGAACUGAGUGGAAUUUCACUGGAUACGUCAUCAGUGACCAAUCAGCAGUUGAGAAAGUCUACGAUGCUCACCAUUACACGAAAGACAUGCUAGACACGGCUAUCGCGUGCGUCAACAGCGGACUCAAUUUGGAACUCUCGUCGAAUUUGGAAGACAAUGUGAUGAUGCAGACCACCAAGGCGGUGAAGCAGGGUAAUGUUACAAUGAAAACCGUCAAAGCGAGAGUUUCGCCACUUUUCUACACGAGAAUGAGGCUCGGGGAAUUCGACCCACCGGAAAUGAAUCCGUAUUCGAAGCUGGACCUGUCCAUUAUUCAAAGUCAGGAGCAUCAGGAGUUGUCGUUGAAAGCGGCUGCGAAGUCGUUUGUGUUGUUGAAGAAUGAGAAUAGAUUCUUGCCACUGAAAGAAAAGAUUGACAAACUUGCUGUUGUAGGGCCGUUUGGAGACAGUCCAGAUGAAAUAUAUGGUAGUUACAGUCCCGAUGUCAGUAACCUGACAGUGACACCGAGACAUGGUUUAUCGAAGAUUGCGCGACUUGCUACCACAUUUGCGUCAGGUUGUCUAUCACCGGCUUGUACCGAAUACGAUCCGAAGAGCACCGAGCAAGCAAUUGACGGGGUUGAUAUGGUGGUUGUGUGUUUAGGAACAGGUAACAAAGUUGAAGCUGAAGCUCACGACAGAUCCGAGCUCACGUUGCCGGGACAACAACUGAGACUACUCAAGGAUGCUGUCACAUUUGCUGCGGGCAAGCCGGUUAUUUUGUUACUCUUCAACGCAGGGCCGUUAGACAUCACGUGGGCAGUUAGUAACCCUGCCAUACCUGUUAUAGUGGAAUGUUUCUUCCCAGCACAGACCACUGGCACGGCGCUCUAUCAUCUGUUUGUGAACUCACCAGGGAGUAACCCCGGUGGUAGGCUACCGAUAACAUGGCCAAAAUCCAUGAGUCAGGUGCCGCCGAUGGAAGACUACACCAUGGAAGGUCGAACAUAUCGUUAUUUCAACGGAGAUCCACUGUUCCCGUUUGGAUAUGGUUUAUCAUAUACUACAUUUCACUACAAUGACUUGAUAAUUACUCCGUUCACACCGAUUAAACCUUGCAGUUCAAUCAAUAUAGCUGUCUUGCUGAAAAAUACUGGUGAUGUACCAGGAGACGAGGUCACCCAAUUUUAUAUGAGCUGGGGAAACGCUUCAAUCCCAGUACCGAAGUGGCAACUUGUUGGCGUGAGCCGAACGCGAUUGCAGUCCAAAAAGUCUGUGAACAUCGCCAUUACAAUCGCUCCUCGUUUAAUGGCUGUGUACACCAACAAAUGGGUCAUCGAACCCGGUGUUUAUACAGUCUACGCUGGGGGUCAGCAACCUCACCAGUCAACCAAAGUACCGUCCAAUGUUCUCCGGGGUCAUUUUACUGUCGACGGAAGCACGACUCCUUUGUCCCAGUGCCAAUGAAUACAAAUGUCAUGCAUGCACACACGUUUUGAUCACAGUACAUAUCGAGUACAUUCAGUUAUCAAUAAAUACCGAUGUGUAUUUUUCACUAAGUGAAGUUUACUUUUGACAUGUAUAUACCAGCGAUAUUUGUACUGUGUAUAUCCAAUCAGUACAAUCAAAUCAUAUUCAUAUAUAACGGAACAUGUGUUUAUAAUAUUCAGUUUUUUAAAAAUUAGUUUUUUUCAAUAUUCGCGCACCAUUCGAUAAGUUAAUGAAAUAAAAUGUGGUGGGUUUAGUUUAAAAUAGCUGAUUAUUUGUAGCUAAAAGUAGAAGAAUCCUUCUUCAUGUAGAAGUGUUCAAUGAUCUUGUACAGGAAAUAGAAUUCCAAACGUAGAUCUUGAACAAUGUAGUAUAUUACAUAAUAUGUACAAUGUUGGUGGCAUGAACUUUUACAUGGAGGGGCGAGAUCUGCUCAUCAACCUCGCGCCGAAGGCACGACCUUAUCAGGGGGUCCGGAGGCAUGCUUCCCCUUAAAAAAUGAAAUCUAGACCCUCUGAAACGCUAUUUCCUGCAUUUUGAGGGGCAAAUUUUGCUGACACAAAGGGUUUCAGCUUGAUUUUGGAGGGCCCCAGUACCGCCGCCACUGAUGUAAUAGAUCAUAUUUGUCAAUCGUUGUCAUAGAAAAUAGCUGGACGUUUCGAGCAGUUUAUAUUACUGUUUUUAUUGUAGAUUCGCGCAAAUGGCAUUUUUAAUGGUAGUAUUUACUG
Molecule: messenger RNA, 3116 nt
Organism: Saccoglossus kowalevskii
Lineage: Eukaryota; Metazoa; Hemichordata; Enteropneusta; Harrimaniidae
Biological process (GO): arabinan catabolic process; xylan catabolic process
Molecular function (GO): xylan 1,4-beta-xylosidase activity; alpha-L-arabinofuranosidase activity
Source: RefSeq, a predicted model, not a curated record